Molecule: messenger RNA, 1742 nt
Organism: Cucumis melo (muskmelon)
Lineage: Eukaryota; Viridiplantae; Streptophyta; Magnoliopsida; Cucurbitales; Cucurbitaceae
Product: diaminopimelate decarboxylase 2, chloroplastic-like
Exons: 8
Coding region: 120-1562 (480 amino acids)
Cellular component (GO): chloroplast
Molecular function (GO): diaminopimelate decarboxylase activity
Source: RefSeq, a predicted model, not a curated record
AUUGUAUGUUGUUUUAGAGUCAUUCAAGCGUGCGAAAUUCAAGUUUCCCUUCCACUAACCUAAAUUUAAAUGCUUACAAAAUCACUCUCAACGGUGAUCCAGUAAGAAAUUUCUUAGCAAUGGCGGCCACAAAUCUCUACUCUCCUUCUCCUUCCCUUUCCAGCACCCUCAAACACUCUCUCAACUCAAACCCUUUUCACCGUAUUCCAUUUCGUCUUCACAAACCCUUUCUCAAAACUCCCCUUUCCCUAAAAGCUGUUCUUUCUCAAAACCCUUCUAAAACCCAGACCCAAUUUCAGCAUUGUUUCUCCAAAUCCUCAGAUGGGUUUCUUUAUUGCGAGGGAAUUAAGGUGCAGGACAUCAUGGAAUCUGUUGAUAAACGCCCUUUCUAUCUUUACAGCAAACCCCAGAUAACUAGAAAUGUUGAAGCUUAUAAAGAAGCUUUGGAAGGACUGAAUUCCAUCAUUGGUUAUGCGAUUAAGGCUAAUAAUAAUUUGAAAGUGCUGGAGCAUUUGAGGAAGUUGGGUUGUGGAGCUGUGCUUGUUAGUGGAAAUGAGCUUCGUUUGGCUCUUCAUGCUGGUUUUGACCCCACCAAAUGUAUUUUUAAUGGGAAUGGUAAACUUUUGGAGGAUUUGGUUCUAGCUGCGGAACAAGGUGUUUUUGUCAAUGUGGAUAGUGAGUUUGACUUGGAUAAUAUUGUAGCUGCUGCAAGAAUUGCUGGAAAGAAAGUUAAUGUUUUACUUCGUAUUAAUCCGGAUGUGGAUCCUCAGGUACAUCCUUACGUUGCCACCGGUAAUAAAAACUCCAAAUUUGGUAUUAGGAAUGAAAAGUUGCAAUGGUUUCUGGAUGCUGUUAAGGCACAUCCUGAUGAACUUAAGCUUGUUGGGGCCCAUUGCCAUCUUGGUUCCACCAUCACCAAGGUGGACAUAUUCAGAGAUGCUGCAGUAUUAAUGGUCAACUACAUUGACGAGAUCAGAGAUCAAGGUUUUGAAGUUGAUUACCUAAACAUUGGAGGUGGACUUGGUAUAGAUUAUUAUCAUGCUGGAGCCAUUCUUCCUACUCCUAGAGAUCUCAUUAAUACAGUACGAGAGCUGGUGCUUUCACGAAAUCUUAAUCUAAUCAUUGAGCCUGGGAGAUCAGUGAUUGCCAAUACUUGCUGUUUGGUGAAUCGAGUGACUGGAGUCAAAACUAAUGGGACUAAAAACUUUAUUGUAAUCGAUGGAAGCAUGGCUGAGCUUAUCCGCCCUAGUCUUUAUGAUGCUUAUCAACACAUAGAGUUGGUUGCUCCUACGCCACCUGAUUCUGAGAUCUCGACUUUUGAUGUGGUUGGCCCUGUCUGUGAGUCUGCAGAUUUCUUAGGGAAGCAAAGGGAACUCCCAACUCCCCCCAAGGGGGCUGGCUUGGUUGUCCAUGAUGCUGGUGCUUACUGCAUGAGUAUGGCAUCUACUUACAAUCUCAAGAUGCGUCCUCCAGAGUACUGGGUUGAAGAAGAUGGAUCAGUGUCCAAAAUCAGGCAUGGUGAGACAUUUGAUGAUCACCUUCGGUUCUUCGAGAAUCUUUGAUCGGAAAUUUGAGUCCAUUCCUAUUGUCAGGAAAUAUAUCUGGUAUGGCCAUUUUCCCCAUGUAUGUUUGAGUGUUCCAACUGAUUAAUCAUUUUGUUAUCUAAUGUUGACUAGAGUUAGACAGUUUCUUGAACUUGUGUAAACUCAGAAAGCAAAUAAAUAUGAUCACGUUCUUAUCUA